Molecule: messenger RNA, 1475 nt
Organism: Scophthalmus maximus (turbot)
Lineage: Eukaryota; Metazoa; Chordata; Actinopteri; Pleuronectiformes; Scophthalmidae
Gene: tslig2
Product: chromosome 14 C2orf49 homolog
Exons: 4
Coding region: 7-606 (199 amino acids)
Biological process (GO): embryonic morphogenesis
Cellular component (GO): tRNA-splicing ligase complex
Source: RefSeq, a predicted model, not a curated record
CGGUGCAUGACGGGAGCAGAUGAGCCAUCCAACAUGGCGACCUCCACUGGACCAGACUUGAAAGCUACUGGCACCUCGAACGUGGACCUUUUACUGCACCCCGAGCUGUUGUCCGAAGAGUUCAUGCAGCUCCUUUUGAGUGAGAAAAACGUCAGCACCAGAGUGUGUGGGAGUCGGGACCGGCUCACGGAGCUCUUCCUCCGGCAUGUCAUCCCGCUGCCGCAGAGGACUCUGCCCAACAGCCGCUGGGGCAGGAGGGUGGAGAAGAGCCGAGGCACAGCGGCCGGUCACAGGUCAGACAGGUACAGUAACGAACACAAUAGGAAACGGCCCCUGAUCGUGUUCGAUGGCAGCUCCUCUCAAUCCGGCUCACUGAAAGUGAAGAAGCCAGAGGCAACCAACGUCUCAACGGGGAUCACAGAGCGGUUAAAACCUCCUCCAGCUGCAAACCUGCCCAACCCCAUCCGCAAGCUAUCGGGCGACGCCUCGUCCUCGUCAGUCCACCGCAGCACCGACACCGCGAACCUCAAACGGGAAGCAAACGGCUCGGGUGCACUGAAUUCUCCAGAGGUGAAGAAAAAGAUCCAGCAUGUGACAUGGCCCUGACCUCUGGCUCCUGUUCACAUGGACCCGAUGAGAGCUCAGGCUCUGGAGGACAGAUCGCUCCCCUCCCCGGUCGCCGAAGACCCAACUGAGGUUGCCCCACUACGCUUUGUCCCUCCCAUCACAAUUUUCUCACAAAAUUGCAUCACAUAAAGUGGGGAAAACAGUUCACCUGUGUGUCAAGGCCUCCUACCCCCUUUCCUCCCGCCCUCUCGUUCAGUUCUGACAGCUGACAGGAUGGGGCAGUGUUGCUUUCCACAACCUCAAGUGCCCUUACCCUCAGUUAUCUGCUACUCUAGGAAAUUAAGGCUGUAUUGGGUUUCUGUGGAUUCAGUUGGUUUUGGUAAUAGGGCCUUGAGUAAUGGUUUGCAAUGGGGCAAAGUUGAGUCUCUUGUUUUGUUUUUUGUUGAAAAAAAAAUUAAACUGACACUAAAGGAAUCUCACCGUCUGAGAUCCAGAAUAUCAAAGAGCGUGACAUGUCCAAGAGGCAUUGUGAACACGUGGCAAUGUUAAACAAACUUGGUUGAUCCAUACACACAUAAAAUAAUACCCAUCACACUUGAUGUUGAAAAUAGCAGAAUAGAAGGUGUGUAUGAAGAAAUGUUAUUUAUGAUUUCUAUCAAUAAUUUCGCUGAGAUUUAUUCAAAUCUCAGUACUUGUUGCAUAACUUCUUCAGGGUUUUUAAAUGUUUGUGUAGCGUGGUAUACUUUACACAAAGUAAAGUGAUUUUUCUUGUACAGCUGGAUCAUAAUUCACUGCUAAGUAGCCAUUGGGACUCAGACGAAGAAGGUCACAUUUAUGUAAAUAUCUCCUUUUGAUGAUUCCGAAAAAUAAAUGAAAGGGCCUGAUCAGAGUGGUCUUUUUGAAGUCGA